This is a messenger RNA of Nycticebus coucang (slow loris), 2513 nucleotides long. It is a transcript of the gene PWP1, whose product is annotated as PWP1 homolog, endonuclein. The transcript is spliced from 15 exons. Gene Ontology annotation, biological process: rRNA processing. Gene Ontology annotation, molecular function: protein binding. Bases 126 to 1628 code for a protein of 500 amino acids. Lineage: Eukaryota; Metazoa; Chordata; Mammalia; Primates; Lorisidae. The record is from RefSeq and is a predicted model, not a curated record. Gene Ontology annotation, cellular component: nucleus.
UACCGCAGCAAGUGCGCGCGCCUGCGCUCUGUUCUGGCGGUGGCCGAGUGGGGAAUCGGGAUCGUGCUGGUCUCCCUGCCGCUGCGGCCGGGUCUAUACCCGGACCCGUCUGUAAGCUGGGGACCAUGAACCGCAGCCGCCAGGUGACGUGCGUGGCGUGGGUCCACUGCGGCGUGGCCAAGGAGACGCCAGAUAAGGUAGAGCUAAGUAAAGAAGAAGUAAAGCGACUCAUUGCUGAUGCCAAGGAAAAACUGCAAGGAGAAGGUGGCAGUGAUGAAGAGGAGGCAGGCCAUCCUUCAGAAGAUGGCAUGCAGAGUGCACGCACCCAGGCUCGGCCAAGAGAGCCCCUGGAGGAUGGUGACCCGGAGGAUGACAGGACGCUAGAUGACGAUGAGCUGGCCGAGUAUGACUUAGAUAAAUAUGAUGAAGAGGAUGAUCCAGAUGCUGAGACUCUUGGCGAAUCUCUCUUGGGUCUUACGGUCUACGGGAGUAAUGAUCAAGAUCCUUACGUUACUCUGAAAGACACAGAACAAUAUGAACGUGAAGAUUUCUUGAUUAAACCCAGCGACAAUCUUAUAGUUUGUGGCCGAGCUGAACAGGACCAGUGCAAUUUAGAGGUGCAUGUUUAUAAUCAAGAAGAAGACUCUUUUUAUGUACACCACGAUAUACUCUUGUCUGCGUAUCCUCUGAGUGUGGAAUGGCUGAAUUUUGAUCCUAGCCCAGAUGAUUCUACUGGAAAUUACAUUGCUGUAGGAAGCAUGACACCUGUUAUUGAAGUGUGGGACCUCGAUAUAGUGGACUCUCUAGAACCCGUCUUCACACUUGGAAGUAAACUUUCAAAAAAGAAGAAAAAGAAAGGGAAGAAGAGUUCCUCAGCAGAAGGGCAUACUGAUGCUGUCCUUGACCUUUCAUGGAAUAAGCUAAUCAGAAAUGUGUUGGCAAGUGCAUCAGCUGAUAAUACUGUAAUUCUGUGGGAUAUGUCCCUGGGGAAACCAGCAGCUAGCCUUGCUGUACACACUGAUAAGGUCCAGACUUUGCAGUUUCAUCCAUUUGAAGCACAAACUCUGAUUUCUGGAUCUUAUGAUAAAUCUGUUGCUUUGUAUGACUGCCGAAGUCCAGAGGAAAGUCGUCGGGUGUGGCGGUUCAGUGGGCAGAUCGAGAGGGUGACUUGGAAUCACUUUUCACCUUGUCAUUUUUUGGCCAGUACAGAUGAUGGCUUUGUGUAUAAUUUGGAUGCACGUUCAGAUAAGCCAAUUUUUACUCUUAAUGCCCACAAUGAUGAAAUCUCUGGUCUUGAUCUAAGCAGUCAAAUCAAGGGUUGUCUUGUGACUGCUUCAGCUGACAAAUAUGUGAAGAUCUGGGAUAUCUUAGGUGAUCGGCCAAGUCUAGUUCAUUCUAGGGACAUGAAAAUGGGAGUUCUCUUCUGUUCUUCGUGUUGCCCUGAUUUGCCAUUUAUUUAUGCCUUCGGAGGUCAGAAAGAAGGGCUUCGGGUCUGGGAUAUAAGCACAGUCUCUUCAGUAAAUGAAGCAUUUGGAAGACGAGAGAGGCUUGUUCUCAGCAACACAAGAAGUUCCUCUAUUAAUGGCCCUUUUGGGAGCAGGAGCUCAGACACACCAAUGGAGUCUUAAGGAAGAUCAGAUAAUUUCCAGUUUGGUUAAGCCUCAUUGAGAGUUUUAAAAACCUGGCCUAAGAAUGUUCCACGUGUAGCAGCAGCCAUGCGGAGUGACUGAAAACUUGUCUUCAGCUGCCUGACAUUGUGUUUGGCAGCUGCAGUGACAGACAAAGCUGGUCUUUGCCAUUGUAUUUCAGACAAGUGGUGUAUAAGGCUCUUGUUGCAUUUCUUAAAAAGAAUAAUAAAAAAGAUUUUUUUUAAGUAAUUCCUUAAACAUACCAUCUGUCACAGGUAAGCUAGGUUUGUUUAAAAAAAAAAAAAAGGGUGGUAAUUUAUAGUUUUAAAAGAGGAAAAUCCUGUGAUCUUACAAGGAGGAUACACCUGGACCUGGAAAAGCUGUGAUGUGGCGCCGGAAUCCACAAACAGGCAGGUGCCGACAGACUCCACCUUCCUGACUGUUCUCAAGCUAAUGCUUAUGAGUUAGAAGUGCUCCCAGUGCUACUCUUAGAAUUUGGUAAGUAAAAGUGACAUGCAGUGUCUUGUCAUGACCAUUCAUUCAUUCAUGCUCAAAAAUAACAAAUGUUCUGUGCUAGUGGUAUUAAGGGUAAGGGGAUGGGUGAGGAUUCACUAAAAUAAGGAAAAUCUUCGCUCUCCGCCUAACAAGGGAUCAUUCUAAUUAUAGAUUGUCUUUUUAUUAAGUAGGAAUUUUUAGCAGGUAGUAAAAGUUUGACUUACGAGGACCAACCCUCAUUAGCCAUUAAUGUUUCCUGUGUGAUUCAUGAAUGUGACUUCAGUGAUUUUAGUGUUAAUACUGCAGAAUGUCAUUGGUGUAGCAUCUUGAACUCACUAAAACCUCUCUCUCUACAAGGGACAGAUGUAUGAAUUAAAAAGGUUAAAGAAU